This is a messenger RNA of Naegleria gruberi, 831 nucleotides long. RefSeq lists its product as uncharacterized. Gene Ontology annotation, biological process: vesicle fusion. Gene Ontology annotation, molecular function: SNAP receptor activity; SNARE binding. Gene Ontology annotation, cellular component: endoplasmic reticulum membrane; Golgi apparatus; SNARE complex. Bases 1 to 831 code for a protein of 276 amino acids. The transcript has a single exon. The record is from RefSeq and is a predicted model, not a curated record. Lineage: Eukaryota; Heterolobosea; Eutetramitea; Acrasida; Naegleriidae.
AUGGAUUUAUCUCAGAGUGUUCUCUCACAAGCUUCCUCAUUGUUUAUGAGUGCUCUUGGACCGGAGGAUCAGGAUAUUGAAAUUUCCGAUACUCGGUCACCAUCCCUUCUCGUUGGUCAUUCUAAUAAUUUAGCAUCAUCAAAUAUAAUAACCAACAACAAUCACGAUGAUCCCUUGCAAAAACAAGGAGCACAAUAUGAAACGGAAAUUCAAGAACAAUUUAAUUCACUACAAAAUUAUCAAGUCAAUAAUGAUAGAACAUCGUUGGAUGGAUAUCAAAAAUUGUUGCAAAAAUUGCGACAAAAUAUUCAACUCUAUGAAUUGUCAUCAUCAUCAACUAGUCAGACACAACAAUACAAGCAACAGUUGAAAUAUUAUCAAAAUAGAUAUAAUGUAAUGGAGAGACAAUUUUUAUUGAAUCAACAUGUAAUUUCAUCAAAUAAUGAGCCUAUCAGUAAUCAGUCGUUGAGUGAUGAUGAGGAUGAGGAUUUGGAAUAUGGAAGAAGUUCCAAUAAUAAUGCACUCUUUGAAACUGAGAGAUUGUUGAGAUCGAGUGAUCAAAGUCUCAAUCGAUCUAUGCAAUUAAUGCAUGAAAUUGAAUCAUCGGGAACUGAAUCUUUGGGUAUGUUGAAAUCACAAAGAGAACAAAUGGAAAACACAAAACACAAACUUAGAGGAGUGCAAGGUGAUUUAGUAAUUAAUGACAGACUUUUAAAUAACAUGACAAGAAGAAAAUAUUACAUGGUUGGAGGUAUUGCUCUAAUGAUUAUAAUUAUUAUUGUUUUAUUUGCCUUGAUUACUUAUGGAUGGGUUAAUAGAAUUACAAACUAA